AUGUUGGCGCCGCCUGCACCACCUCUGCCACACCUGCCGUGUGGCUCCCUGGUGUUGGCGCCGCCUGCACCAACUCUGCCACACCUGCCGUGUGGCUCCCUGGUGCUGGCGCCGCCUGCACCACCUCUGCCACACCUGCCGUGUGGCUCCCUGGUGCUGGCGCCACGUUACUCUGCCACACCUGCCGUGUGGCUCCCUGGUGCUGGCGCCGCCUGCACCACCUCUGCCACACCUGCCGUGUGGCUCCCUGGUGCUGGCGCCACGUUACUCUGCCACACCUGCCGUGUGGCUCCCUGGUGCUGGCGCCGCCUGCACCAACUCUGCCACACCUGCCGUGUGGCUCCCUGGUGCUGGCGCCACGUUACUCUGCCACACCUGCCGUGUGGCUCCCUGGUGCUGGCGCCGCCUGCACCACACCUGCCGUGUGGCUCCCUGGUGUUGGCGCCGCCUGCACCAACUCUGCCACACCUGCCGUGUGGCUCCCUGGUGUUGGCGCCGCCUGCACCACCUCUGCCACACCUGCCGUGUGGCUCCCUGGUGUUGGCGCCGCCUGCACCAACUCUGCCACACCUGCCGUGUGGCUCCCUGGUGUUGGCGCCGCCUGCACCACCUCUGCCACACCUGCCGUGUGGCUCCCUGGUGUUGGCGCCGCCUGCACCAACUCUGCCACACCUGCCGUGUGGCUCCCUGGUGUUGGCGCCGCCUGCACCACCUCUGCCACACCUGCCGUGUGGCUCCCUGGUGUUGGCGCCGCCUGCACCACCUCUGCCACACCUGCCGUGUGGCUCCCUGGUGUUGGCGCCGCCUGCACCACCUCUGCCACACCUGCCGUGUGGCUCCCUGGUGCUGGCGCCGCCUGCACCAACUCUGCCACACCUGCCAUGUGGCUCCCUGGUGCUGGCGCCACGCUCACCAUCUCAACACAACCCUUAUAUCAGAAAUAGAAUAAUUAUCCCUAACAAGGUACACAAAAGGUGA
This is a messenger RNA of Procambarus clarkii (red swamp crayfish), 978 nucleotides long. RefSeq lists its product as uncharacterized. The record is from RefSeq and is a predicted model, not a curated record. NCBI's taxonomy places the organism in Eukaryota, Metazoa, Arthropoda, Malacostraca, Decapoda, Cambaridae.